This is a messenger RNA of Pogona vitticeps (central bearded dragon), 951 nucleotides long. The record is from RefSeq and is a predicted model, not a curated record. Lineage: Eukaryota; Metazoa; Chordata; Lepidosauria; Squamata; Agamidae.
AUGGUGCAAUCUCAAGGGAACCAUUCUAUGGUGCAAGAGUUUAUCCUGCUCGGUAUCUCCCAGGCCAGAGGGAUCCAGCUUUUCCUCUUUGUCCUCUUCCUUCUCUUCUACUCUCUGGUCUUGCCAGGGAACAUCUUCAUCAUCCUGACCAUCUGGAGCAACCCCCGUCUCAACUCCCCCAUGUACUUCUUCUUGGCCAACCUUGCUUUCCUGGACCUCUGCUACUGCUCCAUCACUCCUCCCAAGAUGCUGGCUGAUGUCUUCUACAGCCGCAAGGCCAUCUCCUACAAAGGCUGCAUGGCACAAAUCUUCUUCCUUCACUGGUUGGGGGGUUCUGAAACCUUCCUUCUGAUCUCCAUGGCCAUAGAUCGCUAUGUGGCCAUAUGUCACCCCUUGCGGUACACUGCUAUCAUCACCAGAGUUGUCUGCUACCUUUUGGUCCUGGCCUCUUGGUUUCUCGGACUCCUGCACUCCAUUAUUCAAAUAGUCCUUCUCAUGCCACUCCCCUUCUGUGGUCCCAACACACUGGACAACUUCUUCUGUGACAUUACCCAGAUCAUCAGGUUGGCUUGCAUGGAUACCUAUGUCUUAGAGUUAAUCAUGUUUUUUACUAGCGGACUUUCCCUCUUGAUAUGCUUUGUUCUCCUUCUCAUCUCCUAUGGAGCCCUCUUGGUUAAGGUGAGGUCAGGCUCAGGGAAAGGCAAAAGCAAAGCUUCCUCCACAUGCGUCACCCACAUCAUUGUCAUCUUCAUCAUGUUUGGGCCGGCCAUCUUCAUCUACUGCCAUCCCUUCCGGAACUUUGCCCUUGAUAAGGCGGUGUCCGUUUUCCACACUGUGAUUUUUCCCUUGAUGAACCCCAUGAUUUACACACUAAGAAACAAUGAGAUCAAACAUUCCAUGUGGAAGUUGGUGGCCAAAUACUGCAGGUUCAGGACGAAGAGGAUUCAAUGA